Molecule: messenger RNA, 430 nt
Organism: Xenopus tropicalis (tropical clawed frog)
Lineage: Eukaryota; Metazoa; Chordata; Amphibia; Anura; Pipidae
Gene: slc25a34
Product: solute carrier family 25 member 34
Cellular component (GO): membrane; mitochondrial inner membrane
Source: RefSeq, marked validated
CCAAACUGUAUGGCCAGCUCCGUGCCGCCCCCCUGCCGGACCAUGUAUAUCUCCCCGCCGGUGGACUUCGUGCUGGGCGCCUCGGCCUGCUGCAUGGCCUGCGUAUUUACUAACCCGCUGGAAGUGGUGAAGACGCGGCUGCAGCUACAAGGGGAGCUCCGCUCUCGGGGGACCUACACCCGCCAUUACCGGGGGGUCCUGCAAGCCAUGGUAGCCGUGGGGCAAGCGGACGGACUGCGGGGGCUGCAGAAAGGGUUAACGGCCGGACUGUUGUAUCAGGCGAUGAUGAACGGGGUGAGGUUUUACCUUUAUUCCCACGCCGAGGGCAUCGGGCUCACUGAGCAGCCGGGGGGCAACAUCGCCGCUGGGGCAGUGGCCGGAGCCACAGGAGCGUUUGUGGGGAGCCCCGCGUAUCUGGUGAGGAACCCCC